Cylindrotheca closterium is the source of this 2028-nucleotide messenger RNA. The record is from the annotation of a GenBank genome assembly. NCBI's taxonomy places the organism in Eukaryota, Bacillariophyta, Bacillariophyceae, Bacillariales, Bacillariaceae.
AUGAUGGACCAAGAUCGGCGAGAAGACCGACGCAAUUCCAUGGGCGAAAGCGGCCGACGCUCGAGUUUCUAUCGCGCUCGCGAUCGCUUUGAAGGACGCAAACGCAAAAACUUUCGCGACGAUGAUCGAAGAGAUUCUGGACAAUAUGACGAAGAUCGAGGAGAUCGAUCUGGAGGACGCCGUCGCUCCAGAUCCCCUGAUAGGUGGUCACGUGGCAAGAAGCAGCAAAAGAAAACACAAACGGAUGUUCCUCCGGAACGAGAAUUGUUUGUAGGAAACAUUCCUUCGAACAUUGACGAACGAUUCGUGCUCAACUUUCUCAAUGGAGCCAUGAGACACGCCAAUUUGUGUCCCAGGCAUGAAACUCCAUGCUUAAGUUGUCAGAUCAAUGCUGGAAACUUUGCUUUUGUGGAGCUUUUGAAUGCCGAAUAUGCCAACAAGUGCCUCAACCUGAAUGGAAUCCUCUUUUUGAAUUCCCGAAUCAAAGUUGGACGACCUAAGAAAUAUGUCGGACCUUUUGUCGUGGCCAAAAACUGGCAAGAGUUAGUGGGAGAGUCCCUAACUGUAGAUGCUGUCUUGGACAGUGAAACAGAAAAGGUUAACCGCGAGCUCUUUGUUGGUAAUACUACUCCCGAAAUGACCGAUCAAAUGCUCAAGGACUUUUUGGGAGCAGCAAUGGAACAAGUCGGUCUCAACAUUAUGGAUGGAAACCCUAUUACUGUUUGCGAAUUGUUUGGGAAGUAUGCCUUUAUUGAGCUUCGGACUCCACGGGAAGCCGCUAAUGCUCUGAACUUGAACAACAUUCCAUUCAUGGGUUCCAACUUGCAAAUCACCCGUCCAUCCAAGUUCCAAGGAAAGUUUGAAAAGCACAACAACUGGGAACACGUUCUAGCACGAUUCAACAUGAAACCAGAAGAGUUCCAGCUGGGACAGAUAUUGAACCCAUCUGUAAUUGCUGCUGCCUCUACUAAUGAUCCCGAGAUUGAUUCAGAUAACAUUAACGUCGUCAAGGCGGAAUUGGCACAGGUGAAACGGGCUCUGGAAAUUACCAGACGCCAAUUGGACGAGUCCAAUAAGAAAUCUGAAGCUCGUAAGGAACAACUUGUGUCCCUCAACAAAAAGUGGUCAGAAGGAAAGACUGAGCUCAUUGAUCGAAAGACUGAAUUGCAUCAAGUCAAGAAGGAAUUGGAAUUCAAACAGGAAGUGAACAUGGACAUGGACAAGGUCGUAGAGGCGCAAGAAUUGAGAAAGCGUCACGAGGAGACUCAGGGCAUGUUGCGUGGAGUUACCGAAUCCUUGGUCAAGGCGACAGAGAAACUUCAGCACGAACGCAAGGCCAGAAAGAGCCUCGAACGUUAUGUCCACGAUCAAUCAAUAUCCGGUGGCCUGGACUUGAAUCUCAACUUGGAUGGCGCUGCAGCUGCCCCUGGAGAUAUGAAUGCCUCCAUUGACUUUUCGCAGCUGCGUGCGGAGAUGCAACAAGAUCAAGAACCAGCUUCUGCUGCUCCAGCAGCCGCUGAUGGAACUGGCGAUGUUGCAAUGGAAACGGACGAGACCGAACCCAAAUUGGAUUCUCUCAAGGAGUUCCUCACCAAUACUCCCCAAACAGGCAUCGACUGGGGCCCAAAGCUCUCACGGCCCACCGAUUCAGAAGGCAAGCCCAGACCUCGCGACCGUGGUGGUGUUCGACUCUGCAGGCUCUUGGUCCAUACACCCAAUAUGGAUGUCAACGAUGCCAAUGAAGUCAAGACAAUGGCUGGCAAGUACAACCUUGGUGGUUACGUCAAAUGUGGCGGCCCUGGAUUGUUGGUGAUUGAAGGUUUGGAGUUCAACUGUGAUAUUUUCAUGGACAAUAUGGAACGUCAAAAGAAGAAAUACACCAAGCGCGGAAAGGUAUCGGAGCGAUCUGGUCGUGCUUUCCCCAUGGAAAUGACCUUGCUCGAAGGUGGCGAUGCUAAUGCCAACUUUGCCAAGGCAUGUGCUUCUGUAGGUCUUGCUGAGAAGCUGCAAGCAGCAAUGAACAGUUAA